Lentinula edodes (shiitake mushroom) is the source of this 3390-nucleotide messenger RNA. RefSeq lists its product as uncharacterized. The record is from RefSeq and is a predicted model, not a curated record. Lineage: Eukaryota; Fungi; Basidiomycota; Agaricomycetes; Agaricales; Omphalotaceae. The coding region runs from base 1 to 3390 and encodes 1129 amino acids. Gene Ontology annotation, molecular function: calcium ion binding. The transcript has 20 exons.
AUGGGCGUUUUAGUUGCUAACCUCGAGCAAACCGUACCCAACAAGGGUGAAGUUCAAGAAUCGAUUCCUCCGCAAGUAGUUGUAGUCAAUCCUCUGUCUGUUGCCCGACAAAGCUCUGCGGAUAUAUUAGAGCGAGUAGGCGACCUUGUCCAGGCCGACUCUUCUAGAUCUAACAUGGAAAAGGCAAAACAUACAAGAAGGAUACUGGAGUACUUACAUGACGGUCUUCAAUAUGCAGAAGUAAUUGCACAGGCCAAUGAUAUAGCGCAGGGAGUGGUGUCGAUACUGCAGGUGAUUCUUGAGCAGGAGCUUAAUCGAAGGCAGAACAACGAGCAAAUCACAAUUGUCUAUUAUACCUUGUCUUCUACUGUGCUUACCAUUCGCCAUAUCGAGGAACAUCAUAUUAAUGAGCAGAUUCGAAAUGAGCUCAAGAAUAAAUACGAAAAAGUCUAUGACUUGGUCAAUGAAUUUGGUGGUGUCGCAAAUGCUUACUAUACAACAUAUAAGCGGAUGUUUGUGAGGUUCCUUAAGGCUGGAGAAUUGAAACCGAAACUGGAGGCAUUUAUACAGAACUGCAGAACUUAUCAGGAGGAUAUCUUGUACCUUCUCCAGAUACAUAUUGCCUCAACCGUUGAAAGCACUGGGGAGGCCGUAGCGGACUUGAGCAAGAACAUGGAUACUGCUUUGAAAAUACUUAAUCAGCUUGGUGCAGCAGAUACCCGAAAAGAACUCGAAGCACAGAGAUUUCUCAUUGAUCGCAACAUGGAUUCACAAUCAAUCAUUCAGGACGAGAAAACCCUUGUAGAGUUUGCAGCAAUUUUUAGUGAACAGGUCACCAAAGAAACCAAGGACAUUCUACACAAGGACAUCGAAGACAUACUCCAGGAAUCAAUGAAUAAUUUCAGCUCAAAAAUAGAACAAGUGAAGAAAGACAUCAACAUCAAUGUACAAAGCUCUCAAGCGGAAAUUUUAGCUAAGUUAAAUGCCGGGCCUCAUAAUCUCAUUGAGGAUACUGAGUUCAGAAAACUUUGGUUUGGUAAGCUCUCAGUUCACUGCAUCAUUAUAUUGAAGGCCGAAAUUUUGGCUUGGACAGACCAUGGUUGGAAAGCAAGCAUCAAGAGCCGGAUCUUUGUUGAUGAAAUCUGCUCCUCACUUAGAAAUGAGUUUGAAAAGUACUCAAUCCUAAACGGUCACACGCGAGAUGAUAAUUGGACACUUCCGAUCUUAUCCCAAGUGAUGGUUCAUCCCGCUAUCAGCGAUGCAAUUGAUGAAGAUGGAAGCGGAUAUAUCUCUGUCCAUGAAGUAAAUGUUUUCUUGAAGCAAAAACCCGCAGGAUGGACCUUGUCAACAUGGCUUUUGUUUUGGGCUAUUGGAUGGCAGGGUACAAUACUCAACUCCUCUGAAAGGAUCGACAAAAUCAUAGGCCGGCUGUUCACAGUGUGCCAAGAGGCGAAGUUCAAAUCCGACAAUAUCAAGCUCAAAGCAAAGAUAGACAAAUAUGUCCUCUCCCUGGAACUCAUUUCCAAGCUUACCAGCUGGUAUUCUGUUACUGGUUUCCAGGGCAAUUUUAUCCUGGAUGUGAUGCAGGUUCAAGUUUAUGAUAAACUCAUGCCACUUGCUCUAGAGUACGAAAAGUUGCAUAAAACACUAGCCAAGCAACUCCUAAACCAAGGUGGCAUCCUUUUGGAGAUAUCGGACACUAUGCCUCUCAAAAAGCAAUUCGGGAACCGCAUUGAAUCAUGGCUUUUGCCUUUCCUGGAAAAUAUCCUUGCCCAGCAAUUGGAUGCCGUAGCCAAGAAACAUUUGCUUGAUAACGGAGAUAAGCAGGACAACAAUAAUCAAGAGGAUCACACUGUUGGCCAAAUCCAAUUAUGGGAUGAACCAACUGUUGUCCAAGUUGAAGACAAAACGUCGGACAAAUCUGUUACUUUUGAACAAUGGGUGGACAUGGAUUGGACUCUGGAAAUUCUUUUAUAUGAGUUCCACCUACGCAUGCAAUCCUUACUUCAAGGAUGGAAGAGGCAAAAGGUAGAUCAUCAAAUAAUGGUCAACAGCUUUUCUAGUGGAGUGUUUUCUGGCUGGCAUACAGCGUGUUUGAACAAGAGUGAUCAAGAAUUCCAGCAUGCCAUCAAAUUGUUGGAAAAUAUUUACAAUAAUGACUCGGAAACUGAAACUAAGGAUGAUGAUGAAGCACAAGAUAAAAAUGCAGCACUACAAAGCACAGUGGAUGUUCUGAGUGUUUCAGUUGCCAAUCUUAAUAAUUCUAUGGAUGAACUGAAGGGAAUGAUUGCUGGCCAAAAAGAGCUUUUGCUGAACGCCAAUCACAGGAGUACUUCUCCUUUUGUGCCACAAUCAAAUGUUCAAAUAUCUGCUCCUGAACCACCUGCUGGCUUUUCUCCUUGGUCUCGGCCUACUUCUUUUCCCGCUGUGCAACAGCCUGCUGGCUAUAAUCCUCCACAACAGCAGUCAACUGGUUACUUCCCCACUGGGCAACAGCCUGUCGGCUACAAUCCUCCACAGCAGCAGUCAGCUGGUUACUUCCCUUCGCAGCAGCAGCCUGCUGCUUAUCCUCCCCAACAGCAACCCACUGCUUAUCCUCCACAGCAGCAGUAUACUGGUUUCCCGUUACAACAACAACCUCCUUAUUUUCCUCCUCAGCAGUCCGCAGCCUAUUUUCCCCAGCAGCAACCUUAUGGAUAUCCUCCUCAGCCUACCUACCCUACAUUUCCUUCUCAGCAACAGCCUGCACCCUACUUUCCUCCGCAGCAGCCUUAUGGAUAUCCUCCUCAGCAACAGCCCGCACCUUACUUUCCUCCGCAGCAGCCUACUGUUUAUACUUCUCAACCACAGCCUCCUGCCUAUUUUCCUCAGCAACCUCAGCAAUAUACAAGUUACUCCAUGCAGCAGCCUAAUAGCUAUUCUUAUCAGCAGCCCAGUGGAUAUUCUCAUCCGUAUUCUACUGCUUAUCCUUCUCAACAGCAGCAGGCCGCUGCCUAUCCUCCGCCUCUGCCGCAAUUCACUGUCUAUCCCCCGGCUCCUCAGCCACAGUUUACUACCUAUCCUCCACCUCAGCCACAAUCCACUGCAUAUCCUCAAACUCAGCCCCCACCUCCGCAAUCUACUGUUUAUCCUCCUCAGCCACAAUUCACUCCCUAUCUUCCACCCCAGCAACAAUCCACUGCUUAUCCUCCUCCAAGUCAGCCGCAAUCAGCCGCUUAUCCUCCCCAGCAACAAUCCACCGUCUAUCCACCUCUUCAGCCACAAUCUUCUACUUAUCCUCCUCCGAGUCAGCCGCAACCUGCUGCUUAUCCUCCUCAGCCGCAUUCUGCUCCUUAUCCUCCACAAUUUAUGGGUAGCCCUUUUCAAACACCAGUGAUACCACAGUUAUGA